Messenger RNA from Lineus longissimus, 1609 nucleotides. Its product is annotated as post-GPI attachment to proteins factor 2-like. The record is from RefSeq and is a predicted model, not a curated record. Bases 103 to 876 code for a protein of 257 amino acids. Lineage: Eukaryota; Metazoa; Nemertea; Pilidiophora; Heteronemertea; Lineidae. The transcript has 5 exons. Gene Ontology annotation, cellular component: endoplasmic reticulum membrane; Golgi membrane. Gene Ontology annotation, biological process: GPI anchor biosynthetic process.
ACUUCCGCUAAUGACAAAAAAAUAAUUUUCUGCAAUGUGUUUUUCAAUUUUAUCUUUUUUCGCUUGAUUUCUGUCCAAAAAUAAAUACUGUCAACGCCAAAAAUGAAUAAAGGGUCAAGUAAAGAUUCAGGCACCCUGUUCUCUGUGCCACUGAGAACGCUUCAUGUGGCCUUUGCAGUGAUGACUGGUGGAAGUUUCAUCUCCUGUAUUUUGAUCAGUCUGCUGUUUGAUUUUGAGUCCGCUACAGCCACACAUUGUCAGGUCCGAAACUACCUCCCAUCGAUAAGUGCUGCCAUUGGCUUCGCCCCCCAGCGAUAUAUAUGGAGAAUCAGCAUAGCUUUGAUCGCAGCCAGUCAUUAUCUUCACAUUGUCUUAACUUACAAAUACUUCUCAAAGAGCUUCAAUGUAUAUCAACAAAGUCUUUACCAGGCUGUCGUGAAAUUUUCUACCCUGAUUGCCUGUAUGGAGAUUAAUGGCCUAGUUGGACUGACUUAUGUCUCUUCAACAGAUAACUAUUCUCUCCAUGAGAAAUGUUUCAUAGUCUUCAUAUCGUGUGCCAUAACUUAUAUGUUUAUGUAUCUGGUUGUGAUACGAUGGGCACACGAAUGGCAGCCACUCAGAGGCAAGAUACUCAAGGCAUACAUCCACAAGCGAAACACAUUUCUAUUCAACGCUGGUAUAUUUGCACUGGCUGUUUACUUUUUCAUUAGACAUAAUACCUAUUGUGAACCUGGAGUGUACAGCCUGUUUGCCCUGUGUGAGUACCUGGUCGUCCUCUCCAACAUCUACUCUCAUCUCAUCGAGUCUCUCUUCAUCUUUGACGACCGAGAAUAUUCCAUACGAUACCCAGAUUCUCACGACAAUCACAGCAGUUGACUUGGAAUUUGCCCAUGCAGGGUUACCCACCAAGGCACGAUAGAAUUUCCUUAAGUGUGCUGUUUUAUUUCGUAUUGGUUGUAGGUUAUUUCUUGUUUAUGCGUUCACCUGGCAAAUCAGUCCCCUAUUCUUUGAGGAAGGUCCAGUGGCCCAGUGCUGGUUCAUGGCCUUCCAGUGGUUGCUUUCAGAUAAGAAUCUUCUUUAACAUUGAGCAUGUUCAACACAUGGGCAAGGAAUAACAUUGUAUAUUCUGCAUGGACGUUAUGCAUUCAUUUAUUUGGAAUACCAGGGAACCUCCCUUAGUGGACACCUCUGUAAGCAGGAUGCCCUCUAUUCAGUCCCAAGGGUUUCCUUAAGAGAGAUUCUUCUGUAUUCAGUUUAGAUUUUCACUUCGUUUCUCAAGGGCAUUUCCUUUGAGACAUAGCAUAAUUUAUAGAUAGUUAAGUAAUAGAUGGCCUAAUUACUAGGUUGUGGGUUUUCAUCUCGUCCUCUGUUAUGAUUUAUACUUUUUUACAGCGCUGAGUGCAGCUUUAAGCCGGGUAUUAGUUAGUACUAGUAGAAGUACUAACAUUUUCUUAGAAGUUCUGCUCGAUCUGUGUGUAUUAACUGCAUGCAUGAAGAAUACAUAUAUCUAUUGUAUGGAUAAUGUAUGUCACCAUAUUGUUUUAGUGUAGUUGUAUGUUAAACUUGGAGGGAACAUAUCAAAUAAAAAAGAUACUUAAUAUUUUAGGAA